AUGAGCGAAUCACAAAUAUCUGAUUCAGAUCAAUCUACUAAGUUAAUGAAAAUGACAAAUCUUGAGGAACCGACUUAAUAGCAAGACCUUAACCAAUAAACUUAAAGUUAAUCAGCAGCAAACAGCAACUCUUAAUAAAACACUCCAAAUCAGCAGAGAUACUAGCCAAAUAAAAAGACAAAUACCUAAUCGGGAAGUAAGAAAAUUUUAUCAAUGGGAUUAAGAAACAGAAAAGUAUUGAAUAACCCUUAGAGAAACAGUGGGCAGCUUUAAAAUGCUAAUACAAAUGAACAAGUUGCAGUAAUCUAAAAUAAACAUUAAACAAACAUUGAAACUCAAAAUAACAUCACUAUGAAUAUCCAAUUUCAAGAAAAUAGAAAUAGUUCGGAUCCUUAAAAUACUAUCAGUAAUUUGAGAGUUUUUAGAUUAGGUACAUCCACGUCAUCAGGGCAACAAAGUGCGCAAUCAUCAAAACCUAAUUCUAGCAAUUCAUCUUAAAACUUAGAGAGAACCAACAAAGCUAUUAAGGAUACUAAGAAGGAGAUAGUAAGUUCUUGCGACAAGAUAAUCAGUUUCUUCAUCAACACUGUCAUAAUCAAAUGCAUUAGAUUAGCGCUUUACUUUGGCUAUGCUUGCAUUUAUAUCUGUGCCAUACCUUUGAACUUCCUAAGUCUUUUGGGGGAUAUUCUUUUUGGCAGGUCUCGAUUAAUUACCAAAACUUCAGCAAAAAGCCAGCAAGACAAGAACUAAAAUGGAUGCUUUAAGUGCCGAUCUAAAUCCAAUUAGGAGUAAGCGCAGUAUGAAAGAGAAUAAAAGCGCCGAUUAUAGUCAUUUAUCGAGAGUGAGACUUGCUGUGCCAAUUGUCAAAACAAUAAUCAAAACUCAUGUCAGUAAAAACAUGGAAUAUAGAAAUCUUCUACAAGAAGGCUUUAGGUAGUCUUGGACUUAGACAAUACUCUGAUACACAGUAUAAAUACUCAGCCUAGCACUAAUGAAUCCAAUUAUUUUCCAAUUAAAAACAACAUAUUUGUCUUCAAGAGGCCUCACAUGGAAUAUUUUUUGAACGAAUUAUUUAAGAUUGCUGAUGUAAUGGUUUUCACUGCCAGUAUGUAAGAUUAUGCUGACCAAAUUCUUGAUGUAAUUGACCCAUAGAAUAAAUUCAUCAAACGAUUUUAUAGACAUGUAAGUAUCAAGAAAUUCCCAAUAUUUUUAGGAUUGCAAGAAAGAUGA
Stylonychia lemnae is the source of this 1230-nucleotide messenger RNA. Lineage: Eukaryota; Ciliophora; Spirotrichea; Sporadotrichida; Oxytrichidae. The record is from the annotation of a GenBank genome assembly.